Iphiclides podalirius (scarce swallowtail) is the source of this 234-nucleotide messenger RNA. The record is from the annotation of a GenBank genome assembly. Lineage: Eukaryota; Metazoa; Arthropoda; Insecta; Lepidoptera; Papilionidae.
AUGCGUCACUCGCUUCCCAUCCCUUUCUCGCGUAGUGCGCGGCAGUCUCUACUGCGCACUAGGCGGCGUCACCACGCGGCCGACGCAUUCGCCACCAAAACAACUCUUAGCGCGAUGAUCGCCGAUCUGCCACCGUUGCGGACUAUGGAAAAUCAGCCGAACUCGGAGCAACAAGGUAUUAAACUCGCGCUCGCUUACCGCACCGGCCGAAUUCUGGCGGCCGAUAUGCGCUCG